Messenger RNA from Syngnathoides biaculeatus (alligator pipefish), 1729 nucleotides. RefSeq names its product profilin-2-like. Gene Ontology annotation, molecular function: actin binding. Gene Ontology annotation, cellular component: cytoplasm. Bases 165 to 587 code for a protein of 140 amino acids. The record is from RefSeq and is a predicted model, not a curated record. Gene Ontology annotation, biological process: positive regulation of actin filament bundle assembly; regulation of actin filament polymerization; actin cytoskeleton organization. NCBI's taxonomy places the organism in Eukaryota, Metazoa, Chordata, Actinopteri, Syngnathiformes, Syngnathidae. The transcript is spliced from 4 exons.
AAUACCAACGUAUUCAUCCGCCGCGUACUAUAUUACGCGACGAAGCAGUGGGCCAAUCACAACCUCCGCGGAGUGAUUUAGUCGGGGCUACACCCAGCAGGCCCUUGUCUGGCGUUUGUGGCUUCUCUUGGUUGGUUGGUGAGAGCAGAAGAAAACCGGAAAACAUGUCCUGGCAAGGCUACGUGGACUCACUGAUAGGCGAUGGUUCCGUCUGCCAGGAUGCGGCCAUUGUCGGGUACUGUGGCUGCAAAGGCGUCUGGGCGUCAUCUAACGGCGGCAUGUUCUCCAGCAUCACGGCUGACGAAAUUGACAAGUUGGCGUUAGGUAACCGUGAAGCUUUAUGUACCGAUGGACUGACCUUGGGGAAAGUCAAAUGCUCUGUAAUCAGAGAUUUAUUUGAUGAGGCUGACAAUCACACGAUGGAUCUCCGGACAAAGUGUACAGGAGGAGGUCCCACAUACAAUAUUACUAUUGGCAAAUCUAAUAAAGCAUUUGUUUUGGUCAUGGGGAAAGAAGGAACGCAUGGAGGGAAAAUCAACGUCAAAGCACAUGGUGUGACCACCUACCUGAGGCAGUCUGGAUACUGAAGUAUCCUGUGCCAGCCAGCAAUCCCACCUACAUACCCAUCUACCUACCGCCCUGUUGCAUUUCACUUCCUGUCCUAGUUGCUAAAUACUUUUUUUUUUCUGCUCUCUGUUCCUCACCCAAACCACCUUAAGUUGAUCCAUAGCCAAGACGAGCUGAUGACUAAGCGCGUCACUUGACUAAGACCAGCAAAAUGAAAGCCAAAAGUCCCACAAUGUGCUCCCUUGCAGAGCAGCCAAUGCCUUCUUUUCAUCGGGGCGCUUUAGCAGUAGCUCAUCACGUCUUCCUUUCACACCAACUUCUCUGCCUGUUGGUUUACAUUCAUUCAGCUCCUUCAGGAAAAAUUAAUUAACCAUUGGACAUUCUUCCUCACAUUUGUGCACCCGCAUCCUUGUCAAGGUGUAGUUUGGGCCAGUUAACAAUCAUAAUGCAGAGCGUUACUGUUCCUGUACACAGCAUAAAUCAAAUGGACAUUCCACAGUUACCGGCUCAGGCACCUUUUUCUGUUUUUCUUUUGCAAGCUCCUGUAAUGUUGUAUGAAAGGCUAUCAUUUUGUUGGACAAUAAAUAUCUCUCGCUUUCUAAAAAUCUGGAGUAUGUUUAGUUUUUCCCCCAGAUAGGACUACGUGUAGUCAAAGCUCCGGUGUUGAUUUAAGAAAAGGGGGGGAAAAAAACAUGGAUCUGGUUUCUUUCCCCUCACUCUUCACUGAACCAGAAGAAACCAUUUUGCUGUGUUCACGAUUAAAACUGUGGAAUGAAUUGCCUUUUAGCACGCACUGAGCUCAGUACCUAAACUAACAUCCGACUGAUGAUCAAGCAGUGACACUCAGAUGGGUUGCUUGGAGCUAACGUGCCGUUUAAGUGUAUUCUUGUGCCAUAAUAUAGUAAGGUCUAUCGCUGUUCUGAGAUCCAAUUUUGCUCACCUAUAACUUGACUUUUAUUGUCCCCCCCCUUUUGUUUCAACUCCACCGUUCAGGCCUUGUGUACUCAAAUGUUUUAAAGUCCCCCUUGCUUCUCUAGUUUUCUUGAAUCUUGGAUACACUUUUGUCAAUGCAUUAAGUUUUCAUAUGCAUACAACAAAGAAUGCCAUAUAUUGAUUUUAUCACCUUGUUUACAGACAUGAAAAUAAAUUUGUUCCAAUCAGA